UGUUUAGCAACACGUCAUGCAACACUGGCAGAACACGGCUAGCGUCUGUCUCCGCUGCCGUCUGCGCUUCACCCGUGACGAGAGCACAACACCCACCUGGCACGGCGUGCGCGGAUUUAUUUUGCCGAAGUCUUUUGACAGUCAUGAAAUUGUCCUCGCGCAUUCCUGCGCUAUUAAGACACUCGUGGAUCCCUCGCAGGAAUUUCCCGUCUGUCGCUGUCUGUUUUCUUGCGGAGGUGGAUUUACGGAUAUGAUGGCAUUUUUAUGAGGAAAAAUGAAUAAAGGAGUACCACAUAGCACAUACCAGGGAAAGUCCAGCGCCAUCUUUCACUAUCUACUCCGUUGACGUUUACUUCCUGUUUCUCUUGAGAUGGAACGACUGGGAAAAAAAAGCACAGGAGUAAUGCGCCAUCUUGCGUCGGAGAAGAGACAUUGUCUCACUCUGAAGACGGAAGUAAAGCGCUGGGCUGUUUCAAUUAAUCUCAUCAAGUACUCCGUGAACAACAAAAGGCAAUUCCGGCAUGUGGAACAUCUGCCUUCAAACCAUUUUGUCCCCAAUAUCACAUUUGGGCACCCCAUGGUGGAAUGCCUGCGAAACGUAUUAGGCAAAGACCCUUUCUUUGACAUGCACAUGAUGGUGUCCAAGCCCGAGCAGUGGGUGAAGCCCAUGGCUGCCGCAGGUGCGAACCAGUACACGUUCCACCUGGAGGCCACCAACAACCCGGGGAGCCUCAUUAAAGAGAUCCGUGAAAGUGGCAUGAAGGUGGGAUUGGCCAUAAAGCCCGGGACUACCGUUGAAACGCUGGCACCGUGGGCCAACCAGAUUGACAUGGCUCUGGUCAUGACCGUUGAACCUGGCUUUGGAGGACAGAAGUUCAUGGAGGACAUGAUGCCGAAGGUGAGCUCGCUGAGACGUCAGUUCCCCUCGCUGGACAUCGAAGUAGACGGCGGCGUGGGCCCCGACUCCAUUUACAAGUGUGCGGAGGCCGGCGCCAACAUGAUCGUGUCGGGCAGCGCCGUGAUCGGCAGCGACGACCCCCGCUCCGUCAUCGCCCUUCUACGCACGGUGGUGGCGGAGGCCAUCCAGAAACGCUCGCUGGACCGCUGACAUGACUUUUUGAUGAACUCCGGUGUACGCGGAAGGUGAGGCCGGCAGUUAAGUGAAUGAAGCCGGAGCGUGAAACAUUCCCAAUAGUUUUGAAAUGAAAUUAGCGCUACAAGCUGUGUCAAAAAUUAUUUUUCUAUAUACUGUGUAUAUGCACACACUUCUGGUGUUCAUCUGUGGGAGUUGGUUUUGUUAAUUAAAAAGCCUUCAAUGUUG
Molecule: messenger RNA, 1321 nt
Organism: Syngnathoides biaculeatus (alligator pipefish)
Lineage: Eukaryota; Metazoa; Chordata; Actinopteri; Syngnathiformes; Syngnathidae
Gene: rpe
Product: ribulose-5-phosphate-3-epimerase
Exons: 8
Coding region: 371-1108 (245 amino acids)
Biological process (GO): carbohydrate metabolic process; pentose-phosphate shunt, non-oxidative branch; pentose-phosphate shunt
Cellular component (GO): cytosol
Molecular function (GO): metal ion binding; D-ribulose-phosphate 3-epimerase activity
Source: RefSeq, a predicted model, not a curated record